Molecule: messenger RNA, 2819 nt
Organism: Fusarium oxysporum Fo47
Lineage: Eukaryota; Fungi; Ascomycota; Sordariomycetes; Hypocreales; Nectriaceae
Product: inheritance of peroxisomes protein 1-domain-containing protein
Exons: 2
Coding region: 406-2514 (702 amino acids)
Biological process (GO): peroxisome inheritance
Cellular component (GO): extrinsic component of intraperoxisomal membrane
Source: RefSeq, a predicted model, not a curated record
CGCCUCAGCACUUCGGAACGGAAGUUGAGGGAGCGAACAGAACAGAAAAGAAAGGACCUUCCUACACUCGGGUCGUUCGAUAACGAUAAAGAUACCUAACAUAACACCCAAGAACCCGCCCCUAUUCGUUAUUCUCCCCCUUCGAGCUUGCGUUUCCCCUCCAUACCUCCAACUACCUACCCUGCGUAGUCUCCCUUCCACUGAGGCGUUGGUUGGUCAGGGGACUCGACUCGCGAUCCAUCAACUCGUCACGAACCGGCGCGAGAACCACAACUCGACCAACAUCCACGGCGCCAUGAACGAUCUUCCCUGUUUGUCUCUUCGAGAUGUUUGAGAUGUAGCCAGGUCGAACAAAUAUUUGCGCUAUCAAAAAAGAACAAACUGCCGCGACGUCACAUCCUUAUCAUGGAUGAUUCGGGUGACGAUUUGGCGGCUCGGGGGCCCAGACGAGUAUCAACCGCCCCUAUGCCUUCAAGAGGUUCCACGGAACCAGAAACACCCGACUCAGAUCUUGUCGAAACACUCUACAGCCAUCCAAAUGUCAAGAUAAUAUCCUUUACGGCCACCGGCCGAGCCUAUGCGAGGAGUCCUGGAGGGCCCGCCUUGAGCAAUGUUGAUCCACCAAGUUCUUUAUCAUGGUCCUCACAGCUCGAGAGAACCAUCGCUGUAGGACCCUUUCGCAUAUAUCGAGCCCCAAGAUCGGUAGCCUUUUUGAGCUGCGGUUCUGCACUACAACCAAUUCUACGAAAAAGCCAGUGCUGGUGUAUAGACGAGGUCAAUAGUAGAUUCGUCCUGCAAAUACGGCGACCGAAUUACUGGAGAAUAGAACUUCCAGUCGAUGACCCCGAAGAUCAACAGCGAGCCGAAGAACUGAGAGAAGUGUUGGACAAGAUUCUACAAUUUGAAAAGACUGAAUGCCCUUUCAAGCGCACCUUUACUGUCGAUUUGCCAGAGCAGGUUCCCGUCACAAUCCUGCCCUGGACGCCGCGCGCACAACCUAUAACCCCUUCCGAGGAGGCAACACCAGCAUCCUCUACGGACUCACGAAGGUCAUCCUUUGUUGGGAGAGCUUCUACACCUACUCCAUUAAUUCCUAGACAGCCCAGAGAUAUACCAACGAGCCCGAUACCAACCAGACCUGAAAGCGCGGCAUCUAACGUGGUGCCUUCCAACAUAUCUCUUUAUGAGGAGUAUGGAAUGAAUCUCGACCCUCUGCAACCGUUAGGUACAGGGAAUGCUGGCACGGGACCCUUGGAAGCUGUCCCAGAACGCCCAGGUGAACUAGGCUCUUCAGAUAUGCUCGAGUCUCAUGAUAGGUCAUCUGUACUCUCUUCCAGUCCCACGGAAGAUGAUUCCUCCGUGUAUCAACUCCACGAAGGCUCUGGAAAUCGAGGUGGCAAUAUGAAGGCCAGGCUACGACGACGAACUGGGAACUUCACAACAAGAUCUGCUACGAUGCCACCACACAUGAUGCCAACACUGGAUAAGUCUGCACCGUCGGCUUCCACGUCAAGGGAGCCUCUCUUAAGAAGUGUAUCGGAAACAACAAGAAAGCCGACUGGCCGUACUGCAGAUACCAUCUCUUCUCCCCAGAAGAAGAAUAAAGGAGAUGUGAAGCCCUCCCAGUCGCCGCAGCAAAAGGGCAAUGCUCAACAACCGAGAUUACUACGUAGAGAUAGCGAGGAAUCUUUCCAUAGUGUUGAGUCAUGGCAUUCGUCUGGAGCUCCACAGCAUCCUUCGCCUCCAACUUCUCAAGCAGAAUCUUCUCUGGAGGCAAAUAAUGACUCGUACGAGGCAGAUAGACUGUCAGCGGGCAAAAGAAAUAAAUCAUCACAUAGCAGGGGUAGUUCUCCCAUGCCAUGCGCAUGGGAGUCCGACUCUGAUGAUGAUAGCGAAACAUCCGACGAAAGCUCAUCGUCGGAUGCGGAUUCAGUGAGAGAGCUCAAAAACGAUGCCUUCCCCAAACUUGACGCCGGCCCGUCGACAGCAGCUAUGACUGCACCGCAGCGGCCAUUCGUUCCACGCCAUAGAGCGACGACUGGCAGUAUUUCUGUAAGGCGACGCGCCCUGUCACCUCUGCCACCAGCAGCCAACCUCUUCACACCUGCUUCAACCAUGGAACGGAGACCAUACAGGAGUAAGUUGGAGACGGUUAAGAACCUUCCAAUGGCUAUCAUUGCGAAGACUUACGAGAUGAUCUUGGGUCCUCCCAGCUCUCUCAUCCGCCUAAUCCUCAAGGUGGCAGCUAAGAUUGCUUCUGGACAAUGGCGAGGUCUCGUAUAUGGGUAUGGUGAGGAUGGCGAAGAAAUACCAGUGCAGUGGGACUACUCUGAGGGAGAAUUCAGCGACUGGAGUGAUGAUGAACACGAUCAACACGAUCGCAGUCAUAAACAAGGGAAGCGAGAGCAUCGGCAUAGCAGACACCGCAGCAGUGGCCAAGAUAUGACAGCAGACGAUGAGAUGCGCAGGCGGCCCUCAUCCUCAGACGAUAGCCGAAGCUGGGGCGUUGAUUGAUCAAUCAAGUGUGAUGUGCUUAGUACGUGCUAUGCUUAUGCUGUAUGAUGUUGAAAGGUCCGUAUUGAGAACGUUUCUAUGAAUGAGAUGCAGUGGAAUAUUGCGGUGUGGCGGGACGUUUUGGUUGGGCGCAUGGGAUAGGACCAGCCGGCGUUCACUGUAGGGUUCAAUAUAUGGAUGGAGUUUUAUACAUUUCUUCAAGAUCUAUCUAUUGGGGCUCAGGAGUUCGUAUGAGCGAGUCACUUUGGCAUUUAUUCAACAUUUAAUUGUACACUAUAGCUUUAUUUCAUGAACAUGAUGAUACU